UGUGGUCCGAUGGGUGGAGGACCUGAGAAACUGAUAUCAAGAAAGAGACGAGAGGAAGAUAUUAGCCCAGACUGGAUCAGACGCCGCUCUGCCGGUAAACAACUUCACUCCUAAACACUGGACCCCAAGGCUCUUCUUCUCACAGCAAGAUGAUGAAAGGUCCGGCUGCCCUUAAUGCUCCUGCAAGUCCCGUCUAUGCUAACUAUACCUAUGCUAACGGUACCUAUGCUAACGUUGAAGUUAUUCAGGAGAGAAACUGUACGAAAAGACCAAUGAAUGUCCCAACACCCAUCCCGGGGCCCAGAAAGGGCCUUCUCUCCUUCUCCGAUGUGACCCCCCGCUCCCAUCAGAGACGAUGGUCCGCCGACUUCUGCAGGUGUGCCACCUCCCCCGUUAUCACUGUGAGGAAGAACCUGAAGGAACCGGAGCCUCCUAAGCGUCGAGUAUCCCUCCUCACACCCCAAGCGGUGCCCCGUAAUCCAUCCAAACGCUACUCCUGCCCCCCGUUUGCUGUCUUUAGCACCAAAACUCACCCUUCUACUUCCUCCUCAUCCUCUUCCCCCUCCUCCAACUCUUCUUCCUGCUCCUCACCUCCACCUGUCCAGACGUCGGUCAUCACCGGUCAUGAUCCCCUAGGCUGGAAACUGCGUCCUAAAUCCAGUUCCAGCUCCCCUUGUGCUCGUGCUAACAGGCUAUCUCUGCAAAUCCCACUUCCUGUCAUCCAUCGUGAAAUCCCUACACCGAAUUUAACUCCAGAUCCCUCUAAGAAAACCAAACCUCCUUUGAAGCCAAAACCAACCCAGAGACGCCACUCCGACUCCUCCGCCUUCCUCCGGAAACAUCUUCCCAUGGUGACCCUGGAGGAUCUCCGUAACGUGCACCUUAAACAGGUUCCCUCUCUGGAUAAGUCCGACGACGUUUUCAGCGACGGAGGGGAGGAGGAGGAGGAGGAGGAGGAGGAGGAGGAGGAGGAGGGCAAAGUACCUCCACCUGUUCCAUAUAAGACCGCCAUGGCGAGGCAGAUAGCACAGCUGAUGGCUCGUUCACACCAACGCCGUGGACGUGUUUCAGCAGGUAGAGAAAUGAUUUACCCCAUUAAGACCAAUCUGGAGCAUUCACACGGGACCGAGGACACCAGAGUCAUUGUUUCAAAAACUGCAGGACUGCGAGUGGAUGCCAACAGCUCCGGGGUCAGACCCACCCCCCGCUUCCCUGGCUGAGGAGAAUACUAACCACCACAUGUACUGUAUUUCCAGGGGACUUCAUGGUAUAUUAAGUCAAGGUUUUGAACAAAAACGACUGAGAUUGCUCGAGUUAAAAUGUCAAAAUACUUCAUUUCCUUACUGCAUGAUCCCCUGCAUACCUUCCUGUUGAAUACUUGCUGUAAAUAUCUGGUUAAUAUCUGUGGAGUUUAUCCUAGUGUUGCUAAGAGUAUGUGCUUUAUCUAUAUCAGGUUAUUUAGGGGAAAUAUUUGGUUAAUCUGUGGACCUCCAAGACCAUUAAACCUGUGAUUCAACCAGUCAUUUAGAUUUUGGACUUUUAAAGAGAAUAUUGCAUUUUUCCAGAAGGUUGAAGCUUAAAGAGACAGGUGUUAAAAGGAGCAUACAUACAGGUAAACACACACAGGCUGUAGGCAACUUGAAAAAUAACAUUAAUGCAUGUAAAUAGGUUUCAAGGAGACGUUGAUGUCAUAAGACCUAAACGGAAUAGUUCCUUUAAUGUGAUUAUAUGAGUCAAUUACAAAUAGAGCUUUUACUUCUUAUCAAGAAGUCUGUGGUGAGUUAUAAAUGCCAUUGUUUGUGAUGUUUUAUUGAUGAUUUACCCGUUAGUAUAUGAUCAAAGCCCUACGAUGAUUGGAUCCAUGUGAGGGUUGAUGUUUGUUGUAUAAAGUUUGUGAAGAAUUCA
This is a messenger RNA of Eleginops maclovinus (Patagonian blennie), 1905 nucleotides long. RefSeq lists its product as uncharacterized. The transcript has 3 exons. Bases 150 to 1220 code for a protein of 356 amino acids. The record is from RefSeq and is a predicted model, not a curated record. NCBI's taxonomy places the organism in Eukaryota, Metazoa, Chordata, Actinopteri, Perciformes, Eleginopidae.